AUGUCCUUCAACGAAACGUCAUACAACUCGCAAAACAACAGGGCCCAGGUCAAACUGCCACCGAUCUCGUUCCUGUCGGGGAAUUAUGAGAACAAGGACAAGGAGACCGAGAAACGGACGGCCCCGGCCGCCAAUCAAUUACCCUCGUUGUCUUCGAUCAACUCGUCAGAGUUCCAACUCCCGUCCAUCUCCUCCCUCACUCCGGCCAGCGACUCUAUAAAGCUGCCGUCCAUCAAGCUGAGCAACGCGUCGGAAUCCCCGGGCGACCAGAAACCGCCAUCCUGGAACUCGGCCUCGCCGCCUGCCAGGAACAGCAACUCUCCGUCCUCCCAACAGGAGACAGGUCCCGUGGCCAGCCAGCCUAAGGACGCAGACGCGGACAAGCAGGGCCAUCAUCACCACCAUAUCCACGAAGACUUGUCGGUGCAGCUCAAGGAGGCCCAACAGCACCUGAAAUCGGGUGGUCAUAUCCACGUUGUGCACCAGCCGCACGGGAACCACCACCACCACAAGAUCCUGAUCCAUAACCCGAACGAGACCCCAGCCGACGUUGUGCAGCCCCAGGGAAACGAUACCACGAUCAUCCAGAAUGACUCGACCAUCAUCGACCCCAACGCGACAGUGCCACAAGAAACGUCAUUGGUGCAGGCACCGUCUCCAAAACCCGCCCCAGUGGAAACCCGCAGAGAGUUCAAGCCACGCGAAAUCACUAUCGAUUCCAAGGAAACGCUUCUUCUUGCCGCCUCGUUCCCUAGAAAACACCUGGGGUCCAUAAUAUACCAGGAGUACCCUACCAAGGAAACGAGGUGCAUGUACCUGGAAAACAUCGACCCGGUGCACCAGCAGGAGGAUUUCCACAUCCCAAACCAGCUGGUGUCGAAACGCAUCGAGCUGUUGCCGGCCUAUUUUGCCAACUACAUCAACUGCACAGUGGAUAUUCGCAUUCCGUACAAGUCGAUACCCGACAACAUCAACGUGUUCGACCGCCGAAUCUGGGGAACAGACAUCUACACGGACGACUCCGACAUCGUGGCGAUCCUGUACCAUUGCGGCGUGCUGCAGUCUGCAGACCCAACGGGGGCUGACGACAAUGACAGCACCCGUGCACCGGAAAAGAGCGAAAAAUCCGGGGAAUCUGAGCAAGAUAAGGAAAGUGGGGCGGUGCCGUUUUCAAGCCAUACUGGAGCCAUAACUCCAGGAAACUUGGACAACAUACACAACGUGAGCAAGCCGGACGUGAAUCCUGACGAGGCGAACGAUCUGGUGGUGACUUUGAUCAUUUUGCCGCGGCUCGGGGUGUAUCAAGGCAGCUACAGAAACCACUACAAUUCGCGGACUUGGGGGCAGAACGGGGCUUAUCACAACGGAGUUUCUAUUGCGCUUUACGGAGUUAGAUGGUGUCGGCUCGGAGGCUCGUACGACGGGUUGAACACGGGCUCGUUCCGCAAAAGACUCUUGAACGAGCGGAUGGAGGUGUCGCAGAAGCUGCUCAAGACAUCGCAACCAAACGACAGUGUUUCCGGAUGGACUGUGGAUCGCAAAUUUUAUAAAGAGUUUAAGUAG
This is a messenger RNA of Ogataea philodendri, 1563 nucleotides long. RefSeq lists its product as uncharacterized. Lineage: Eukaryota; Fungi; Ascomycota; Pichiomycetes; Pichiales; Pichiaceae. The transcript has a single exon. Bases 1 to 1563 code for a protein of 520 amino acids. The record is from RefSeq and is a predicted model, not a curated record.